Molecule: messenger RNA, 2730 nt
Organism: Colletotrichum truncatum
Lineage: Eukaryota; Fungi; Ascomycota; Sordariomycetes; Glomerellales; Glomerellaceae
Product: udp- transferase
Biological process (GO): carbohydrate metabolic process
Molecular function (GO): hexosyltransferase activity; UDP-glycosyltransferase activity
Source: RefSeq, a predicted model, not a curated record
AUGGCACUCAGUCGCAUGAAAUCCAAUGGGCCCGGCCAUAUCCAGUUCAACACUGAGAGAUCAGAGACGGCAACGACCGGCAACGUCGGAAACGAUGGACGCGUCAAGGUGCGAUUUCACGCCAACCCGCAAAAGCUUGCAAAAUGGUGCCAGGACUUUGAGGGCGCUUUCAAGGCCAGGCCCGGUGGCGACAAGAAUGAAGAAUUGGAGGAAACCCUACAGCGACGACGAACAAGCGAGGUUCUUGAGAAGCUGAGGAACAACCCUCCGGAGAGGAACCCCCGACUCAAUAUUGCCAUCCAUAUCGUCGGAUCUCGCGGAGAUAUCCAGCCAUUUAUCCCUAUCGCCCAGCUUCUCAUGAAGCCACCCUUUGGCCAUCGCGUAAGGAUAUGUACUCACCCAGUUUUCAAGGAUUUUGUAGAAUCGAAUGGGGUUGAGUUUUUCAGCAUUGGCGGGGAUCCGGAGGCACUCAUGGCAUACAUGGUGAAGAAUCCGGGUUUGCUGCCCAGCCGUGAAAGUGUGAAAGCCGGCGACAUUGGGCAAAGAAGAAAGGAAAUGGCCGAGAUUAUCAAUGGCGCAUGGAGAAGUUGCAUCGAAGCCGGCGAUGGUACUGGUGAGCAAAUUACAGCUGCCAACGUGAAGAACGCCGACGACCUUUUCGUUGCCGAUGCCAUCAUCGCUAAUCCUCCGUCAAUGGCACAUAUUCACUGUGCAGAAAAGCUCGGUAUACCGCUACACAUGGUGUUUACCAUGCCGUGGUGUCCGACGCAAGCUUUUCACCAUCCACUGGCGUCGAUGAGUUACGGCGAAGCAGAUACGAGUGUCGCCAACUACUUAUCCUUUGUGAUGAUGGAGCUUCUUACUUGGCAAGGACUUGGCGACUUGAUCAACAAGUUCCGCACCCAAACACUAGGAUUAGAUCCUAUCAGCCCGAUGUGGGGUUGUCAGCUCCUCCCAAGACUUCGCGUUCCCUUUACCUUUCUCUGGUCCGAGUCGCUUAUUCCAAAGCCCGCCGACUGGGAUUCUCAUAUAAACAUUACCGGAUUUUCAUUCCUUUCCUUAGCAGACAAGUAUUCACCACCAGCAGACUUGACUGCAUUUCUUGAAAGCGGUCCCCCGCCUAUCUAUAUCGGGUUUGGAUCUAUUGUCGUAGAUGAUCCAAAGGCCCUUACACAACUAAUCUUCGAUGCGGUUAGGAUCUCAGGGGUCCGAGCUAUUGUCUCCAAGGGCUGGGGCGGUGUUGGUGGUGGGGACAACGUUCCAGAAAACAUCUACCUAAUUGGUAAUUGCCCUCACGACUGGCUCUUCAAAAGGGUCUCUGCUGUCGUGCAUCAUGGUGGUGCAGGUACUUCGGCAGCCGGCAUCGCUGCUGGUCGGCCCACGGUGGUUGUUCCAUUCUUUGGAGACCAACCUUUCUGGGGCCAGAUGAUUGCUCGAGCGGGCGCGGGUCCUGCGCCAGUGCCGUUCAAGGAGAUGACGGCAGAAACUCUAGCAGCGAGUAUCACUUUUGCGCUGAAGCCUGAAGUACAGGUUGCGGUGCAGCAAAUGGCUGAGCGUAUUGCCGCUGAGGACGGCGCACGCGAUACAGCUAGUGAUAUUCAAGAGCGCUUGGCCGUCGAUGGUAUGCGCUGUGACAUUUGUCCGGAGAGGCUGGCAAAUUGGCGGCACAAAAAGACAGGGGCGCACCUCAGUAGUUUUGCCGUCACCUGUCUUGUGGACAAGGGGUUGGUGAAGCCGCACGAUUUCAAGCUUCUGAGACACAAGCACUGGUAUGUUGAUGAAGGCGCUGAGCAUCCUGUGAUCGGGCUCGUUGCCGCCGUCUCUGGCUUUUUUACUGCCAUUGGGAUAGCGACAUCUGAUUAUUCCCACCGGCUGCAUGCGAAAUACGACACGGUAACUCCUCCCGGUCAAACGACCGAACAGAUCCAACUAGAAAGGACAAAGUCAGAAGGGGAUGGUACCGAUACUACUACAAGCGACGCACCUGGUCAGAUUAACGGAGAUGAACCUCAAGGGCGAUUAAGACAUGUCAUGCGCGAGAACACCAUGACACCAGCGCAAAUGAACGCCGUCGCUCUCAAGAUGGCAACAAAGUCUUUGCAAAAUGUCGAUCCAGCAACCGAUGUUGCCAUGCUAGAUAAUGUCCCGGAUGGCAAGAGAAAGGCAUCGGUUGUAUCUUAUCAGCAACGUCGACGAGGAAGGGCUAAGGAGGUCACGCGUGCGACAGGCCGAUAUGGGUUUGAGAUAGCCAAAGCUGGCUUGAAAGCGCCAGUCGCGGUAUUCUAUAAUGUCGCGAAUGGCUUCCACAACUAUCCUUCCUACGGAGCUUUCAGCCAUGAGGUCCGCAGACGAGAUGAGAUCACAGGACUUGGUAGUGGUCUCAGGACUGCUGGGAAAGAAGCUGUUCUGGGGACCUGGGACGCAUUCCGUGGCAUUGUGGUACGACCUUACAAAGGAGCUAAGGAGGAGGGAAUCAAGGGAUUUGGUAAAGGGCUUUAUCAAGCCCCCCGCGGGUUCGGUUGUAAUCUUUUUGCAGCUAUAUUUGGUUUGCCUGGCUAUACUUUGAAGGGCAUAGAGAAAGAGCUUUCAAAGCGUAGCCUCACAAAGUUGAAGGCUGAAGUUUUAUUAAUUAGACUCAGGCAAGGUAUCAACGACUAUAGAAAUGCGACUCGAGAGGAACGGGAGGAGGUGGUGGCACAUUGGAACAAAUUCCGGUCAGGACAGGCUUAA